Molecule: messenger RNA, 474 nt
Organism: Mitosporidium daphniae
Lineage: Eukaryota; Fungi; Microsporidia
Exons: 1
Coding region: 1-474 (157 amino acids)
Biological process (GO): peptidyl-threonine phosphorylation; peptidyl-serine phosphorylation
Molecular function (GO): ATP binding; protein serine/threonine kinase activity
Source: RefSeq, a predicted model, not a curated record
AUGUUAGUUCUUGGACGGGUGCCCCUUGAUAAUAAGCUGGAUUUGUGGUCACUUGGAUGCACCGUUUACGAGCUUUUUACCGGUUCGAUUCUGUUUUCUGGAAACUGCAACAACGACAUGCUUUCUUGGAUGAUGGCGUAUAGGGGCAAAUUUGCGCCCAAAAUGUUGCGCCGGUGUGUCAAUGCGCCCGAGCAUUUCAAUGAGUCUGAACAGUGGGCAUAUUUGCAUCAGGUUCAAGAUAGCGUGACACGAUCCAAAGUUAUUCGAGUCGAAUAUCCAGCGCAAUUGCCAACUCUGGAUAUCAAAAAAUCGCUUCUUGCAUGUGUGAAGCUAGAAGGCUCUUUUAAUGAAUCACAGUCGGACAUGAUCAAUCUUUUCGCGGAUUUCCUGGAGAAGAUUUUGACUCUUAAUCCUGAGCAACGCAUAACGGUCGAGGAGGCGUUGAAGCAUCCAUUCAUUGCUCAUAUUUCUUGA